AUGGGAAAUAAUUGUAAAGGGCAAUGUGGUGGAUGCUAUAAGAGAGACUAGGAAAUUGUCGUAAUGAUAAGUGGCUAUAAUAGAAAAGUGAGCAGCAACAAAUAUUAUCAGAGAAGCCAAUAGAAUCUUCUAGUAAGCGAAGUUCGAAAAAUAAUGUUUAACAGAAUACAAUAUAGAUGGGAUGCAAGAGUGAAUAAUCACAAAAGCCUUAAACAAAAAGUGUAGUUGAUAUGGUAGAAGACAAAUAGAGAAAGACAAAGGCAAUAGUGAAAAUAUAAUCUCAUUGGAGAGGAUAUAGAGUGAGAAAGGAAGUAUAUUCAAUGAUAAAGAGUUAAACAAGUGUAAGUAGUUAAGUGAGUAAAUCAACAGGAAGUUAUUUUGAUAGAUUGGGAAAUGAUUCGAAAUCAUAGAAGUAAUAAAGAGUUGAUUCAAUAGAUUAACAAAAUUGUAUAAUGGACAAUGGUUAGGUAAUGAGAGACAUGGAUAUGGAUGUUAGAAAUGGCCAGAUGGAGCAACAUAUGAAGGAGAAUGGUAACAUAAUAAAGCGAAUGGGAAAGGAAUAUUUAGACAUGCAGAUAAAAUAGAAUAUGAUGGAUAUUGGAGAAAUAAUAAAGCAUGUGGAUAUGGAACAUUGAAAUCACCUAGUGGAGCAUAUUAUGAAGGAGAAUGGGAAGAUGAUUUAUAACAUGGAUUUGGAAAAGAAAAAUGGGCUGAUGGAUCAUUUUAUGAAGGUUAAUAUGUUAAAGGAAUGAAAUGUGGAAAAGGUAAAUAUGUAUGGAGUGAUAACAGUUAUUAUGAAGGAGAAUGGUUAAAUAAUAAAAUACAUGGAUAAGGAGUAUAUCAUUGGAUUGAUGGAAGAGGAUAUAUUGGAUAAUGGAAAAAUGGAAUGAUGAAUGGGCAAGGAGAAUAUAGUUGGAUUGAUGGUCGUAAAUAUAUAGGAAAUUAUUUAAAUGAUUAAAAACAUGGUUAUGGAGUCUAUCGCUGGGUUGAUGGUAAAGAAUAUAGAGGAGAAUGGUUAUUUGGAUAAUAAAAUGGAGAAGGUACUUAUAUUACUGUUGACGGAAAAACUAGAAAAGGAAUAUGGUCAGAUGGAAAAUUAACUAAAUGGAUUAAAUGA
Paramecium sonneborni is the source of this 1117-nucleotide messenger RNA. The record is from the annotation of a GenBank genome assembly. Lineage: Eukaryota; Ciliophora; Oligohymenophorea; Peniculida; Parameciidae.